Messenger RNA from Elaeis guineensis (African oil palm), 948 nucleotides. The record is from RefSeq and is a predicted model, not a curated record. NCBI's taxonomy places the organism in Eukaryota, Viridiplantae, Streptophyta, Magnoliopsida, Arecales, Arecaceae.
AAGACUCAGGUCCUUACUCCCAAUAUUGCUGAUGGUGAGGAUGUUCUUGACACCGCACAAGAGUCGGCGGUUGCCCCUUGCUCUAGAAGAUCUCUUCGACGUCUCGCUGUUCGGGAAGCAACUGCUCGUCUACGGUCAUCAAAAAAAACAAAAGGCCUUGCUUGAUGCUGGGUCAGGUAGCACCUCAAACACAGAGGAGAACAAUACAAAUCAGGAUAAGAGCAAGAAGUGGCACGGUGAAGCCCUUCUAGGUGAGCCUAGAGAGAAAAAAGACAGAGAUGGUAGGGAGUUGGGACAUGUGAGAAUGAGAGAGACAGUAUUUCGGAGAGUGAGAGCAUGUGGGAAGAAGAGAAUAGAGUGAGAGAGAGAGCAAUGGGAAAGAAAAUUAUGGGAGAGAAAAAUGCAUGAGAGAGGAAAAGUGUGAUAGGCUCAGAGAGAGAGUACCAUUGGGGUUGGGUUAGAAUUGGGCUCAAGUCGAACCAACUUCGGAUUAGGCUUCGAUUUAGGCCUGAAAAUAUUUGGACUGAAUUCGAGCUAAGAUAUAGAGUCCAUUUGAUUUUUGGGCUGGGCUCAGGAAUAUCUUUGGGCUAGCCUGAGCUCAAGCCUGAGCCCAUUCAAGCCCGCUAUUAUGCCCUCCUUUUCCUCCCCGAGAUCAUUCUUCCAAAUCCAAUCUAAUCGAGCAAGAGAGAGAGUGCAAUGGUGAGAGGAAGUAGAGGCGGCAGCAUCAAAGGCAAUGGGGAGCAGAGGCGAAGAUAAAAACAUCGUAUAGGCGGUGUCUGUCACACCUAGGGGACGAGCUGCAUGAGUUUUGAUCAUACUUAAGUGGUGUGCAUAGACCAGUCAAACAGCUGCCACAUCCCCAUGUCGCAAUCCCUCAUCUUCAUUCCCUCCCUCACCAUCCCCAUCCUCUCCCUCGCAGUCCCUGUCAACUCCCACUUUAUCCUCUCC